AUGGUGAGAUUCCUUCCGCAGGUCUUCCUGCUUCUAGUAGCUGCCGGGGUCAUCCGCUGCUUCCUGCCAAACUUCGGAAGAGGUAGCCGAACGCAUUACAAUAUUACCAAGACGGCAGCCCUCCAAGCCAUCCUCACGGUCUUCCAGCAAGUUCCCAGUCCGCAAGGAAAAGUUGUGCCCCAGGGUACCUUCCAGGCUGACGGCCGUGACCUGACAGCAGAGAGACUCUUUGCCAUAUACUAUGGAGAGCCGGUGUCUGUCCGACGGUUCAGCCAGUGCAUGACGGUGAUGGGGUUGGCCAACAUCUUGGUGGACGUACUGUAUGUGCUGUCCAGCAGGAGGCAUUUUGAUUCAGAAACAAUCCUGGAGGGCAAGAAGCUGCUACUGACGGGCAAGGCCAGUGUGGUGAGGGCUAUACUGGAGGACAAACGGUUCUCUGCACUGCAGUCCAUGGGCUCCACUCUCCACACUCUACAAGAUUUCUACAGCCACAGCAACUGGGUGGAGCUGGGCUUUAAAAGUCCGAACAGGAACCUUAUCGAUCCCAGUGGGACGAUCGGGAAUCUAGCAGGUGAGGAGGCCGCAACCUGCCAGAAAUGCUCCAGCCCAGAAAGCUGCCAGGAAAAUAUCCUGUCCAACAUCGUCAGUCGCAAACUCAUUACCACCGGCUACUUCAGUCUCAACACCUUCAGCAAGCUCCCCGAAGGCAAGUGCAGUCACGGUGGGAAAUUGGAUCAGACUGUGCGUGGGAUCGGUGGGAUUAACAAGGAUACACUCACAUCUCCUCAUGGACACAAACACCUUCAGGCAGCAGCAAUCGCUACACAGGCCUCCCUUGAACUCUUCCUGGAUAUUCGAGAUGCAGUCGGUGACCUGAAAUUCCUGCAGUUCCUCUGCGUGGACCCUCCCUCUGGCAUCUCUUUCGUCAUUGACACCACAGGCAGCAUGCGAGACAGCAUUGAGGCAGCCAAGCAGAGGACAAUCGAAAUCGUGCAGAAGACCCGGAAUUCCCGAUUCCAGCCCUCCUCCUACAUCCUGGUACCAUUCAACGAUCCGGAGUUCGGGCCAGUAUUUGAGACACACGACCCCGAUCAGUUCAUUGUCCGUCUGCGGCAGUUAACGGCCGAGGGAGGGGGAGACGCACCGGAAAUGUCCCUGUCCGCACUGCAGCUGGCCCUCACCCACUCGCUGCCUCUCUCCUACAUCUACGUCUUCACCGACGCUCCAGCCAAAGAUUUUCAUCUGGCUUCCACCGUCCAGGCGCUGAUCGAGCGCACCCAAUGUAAGGUUUCCUUCCUCCUGACCAACGUCCUGUUCCGCAGACGGCGCAGCACUGAGCCCAAUCCCGGGAUCGCACUGUACCAGGGUUUGGCCCGGGACUCGGGGGGGUUGGCGGUGCAGGUGAGCAGGGACCAGAUUAUGGACCUGACCGCCAUCGUCGAGGGAUCCAUCACGGGAGAGCUGGUCACCAUCCUUCAGCGAGACGGAAACACGGAUCACCUCACAAAUGUCUUCCCCUUCCGUGUGGAUGGAGCACUGAGGAACGUCACCAUCUUCCUGUCUGGCAGUCCAGCCAACUUCCACAUCUCCAGUCCAAGAGGUGUCCAGCAGCCUCACUCUAACUCCUCAGGGACAUUGGCAACUAUUGAGCAGCUGGGAGACCUCUUCAUCAUAACGCUGAACGUAGCGCCUGAGCUCGGCGAAUGGAGCCUCACUGUACAGUCGGGGACCCCGUACAUGGUGAAAGUGACAGGACAGAGUGUCGUGGAUUUCCUGUACGAGUUUGUGGAGGCUUUCGAGGGUCCCCACCCCGGGUUGGUGUCUGUGACUGGUCGACCCUUGGCAGGUGAACCAGCCACACUCAGGGUCACAAUGAUGGGGUUAGAGAACUACCCAUCCCACCAGCCCAAGAACAUCUCCCUGCUGGACUUCCAGGGGAGGACGCUCAGUAAAGAGGCCCUGACUCCGACCUCAGAGACCGGCACUUUCCUGGCAGAGUUCCUGAGUUUUCCAUCGCAAGAGUACUUGGUGCUGCUCGCAGGGACAGAGGAGGGCGGGAGGAUUUUCUGGAGGCAGAGUCCAUCUGUCACCUCCAUCAGCAGUACCAAACUCAUGGUCACGUUUGAUCCCAGCUUUAUCGCAGGUGAAAACAUUACCAUCCGCUUCAACAUUACCAAUGCUGGUCCGGGAUCUGUGUACAAUAUCUCUCUGGCUGACGAUCAAAAUGUCACAAGUGGAAACCCUCUGAGACUGUACGUUGGAAAGAACCAGUCUGCGGAGGGUAACCUGACUACCCCCACCCCCACCGACGUGGAAGCAGGAACCCUGGUCACAGUGACGCUCGAGGCCAAGUCCGACAUCGACUUCACCUACGCCGUCCUCCAGCUGACGGUCACAGAGCGGAAUGUGGACACUGACCCUCCUACCUGCCGGACCACCGCACUGACCGGCCACUGCCCUGCGAAGAAGGAGCAGGAGGCGGACUGCGCCGAGCGGACCUGGGUUCUCCACGCUGAGUUCUCCGAGCGCGGCACUGACUGGGCCAGUGUCCGGGCUCGCCAAGGCAAAGGGAACCUGACCACCGAGCAGGAGCAUAAAGGGGAGUUCCGUCUGACACUGGUGAAGUACAACUCCACCUGUUGUCACCCCUCCAUCACCCUGCUCGGGGUGGAUGCCUCUGGCAAUGUGGGCAGCUGCUUCAUCAAGGCCCCGAGUCAGGCCGGGCCCUCCACUGCUUCUGGUGGGGCCGCUGCUCUCCUAGGUCUCUCUAUCCUUGCCACUUCUCUGCUGCUCUGA
Molecule: messenger RNA, 2796 nt
Organism: Hypanus sabinus (Atlantic stingray)
Lineage: Eukaryota; Metazoa; Chordata; Chondrichthyes; Myliobatiformes; Dasyatidae
Gene: vwa11
Product: von Willebrand factor A domain containing 11
Exons: 16
Coding region: 1-2796 (931 amino acids)
Source: RefSeq, a predicted model, not a curated record